AUGGCCGAAGACGCAACGCCGCUGCCGUCGUUUGGCGGCCGUCUCGCCAACUUUGCAUAUACGGCGAACGAAGACGAUGCCGCGAGUCCCUCGUCGGCACGGAGUCUGCGCAGCCGAAGCAUCACAGCGCCAGCGGUCCGCUCGACCCCGGGCUCGCCCGCCAAGUCUCCAUUGCAAACCGCAAUGAAGCGCAAGCUGGAGGAUGACGGCGAGGCAGACGGAACAACCUUCGCUGCUAUCCCCAGAUUUUCCGGGGCCUCAGCCCGUUCCACAGCAUCCUCACCCAGUCCGUCGCCGACAAAACAGUCGCGCCGGUCCCGGCCGGCGAAACCCAGCAAAUACGCCCCUCCCACCACCUAUGCGCACCUCCCGUUACUGCCGGACGCCAUCGCGCCCAAUUUGUUGGUGCUCUUCGUCGGCCUCAACCCGGGCAUCGAGACCGCGCGGUCCGGCCAUGCAUAUGCACACCCCUCCAAUCUCUUCUGGAAGCUCAUGUACAGCAGCGGGGUCCUGCCGGAAUGGUGCACGGCGCAGGAGGACCGGACGCUGCCGGCGCGGUUCCGGCUGGGGCUGACGAACAUCGUGGCGCGGCCGUCGCGGAACGGGGCUGAGCUGAAACCGGCCGAGCUAGACGCCGGAGUGGCGAUUCUGGAAGCAAAGGCGCGGCGGUGGCGGCCAGAGGUGAUGUGUUUUGUGGGCAAGGGGAUCUGGGACAGUGUGGUACGUGUGCGAGCGCGGCAGGGACGACCGAAGCCGGCGUUCAAGUACGGAUGGCAGGAUGAGAGUGAAAACAUGGGAGUGUCUGGCGGCGAUGGCGAUGUGGAAGGCCUGCAAGAGCGAACCGCCAAAGAGGAGAUUCUCGACGACGAGGAGAGUGAAAAAUACGUCGAUGAGCCCAACGUUCGCGUCGAAUGGAAAGGCGCGCGUGUGUUUGUUGCCUCAAGCACGAGCGGGCUCGCGGCAUCUCUACUACCGGCCGAGAAGGAGGCCAUAUGGCGGCAGUUGGGCUCAUGGGUAGAACAGAGGCGGAAGGAGAUGAAAGAAAAGACCGGUUGA
Sporothrix schenckii 1099-18 is the source of this 1056-nucleotide messenger RNA. Its product is annotated as TDG/mug DNA glucosyllase family protein. Bases 1 to 1056 code for a protein of 351 amino acids. Gene Ontology annotation, biological process: base-excision repair, AP site formation. Gene Ontology annotation, molecular function: mismatch base pair DNA N-glycosylase activity. The transcript has a single exon. The record is from RefSeq and is a predicted model, not a curated record. Lineage: Eukaryota; Fungi; Ascomycota; Sordariomycetes; Ophiostomatales; Ophiostomataceae.